Molecule: messenger RNA, 1050 nt
Organism: Cyclocybe aegerita
Lineage: Eukaryota; Fungi; Basidiomycota; Agaricomycetes; Agaricales; Hemipholiotaceae
Source: the annotation of a GenBank genome assembly
AUGGGAAUCAAGUGGACCGACCCCGCUGUGAUCACCCGGACCAGCAAAGUCUUCGGGGCGUUCACAAUGGUACUCACCGGUGUAGCCCUCUGGGACGUGCUGAGCACGUUGUGGUUUGAAUGGCAGAUUCUUUCUGGGAAGAGAAAGUGGAAGUGGCCAAUGACAAUCUACUUCAUCGCUCGUCUCGCCAUGCUUUCGCACAUAUUCGCCAUCACCAUAAAUCGGAACGCGCUGAGUGAGGUGCCAUGCAAGGAGUUGACUUUCAUGUCGAAAUUCUGCGAUGUCGUUGGCACCUGCGCUUCCUCCCUCAUCCUCGUCCUUCGCACCCGAGCGGUGUGGCAUCGAAACAGGAAAGUGACAGUCCUUAUGGGACUUCUCUUCCUCGGACAAAUUGCCAUGUGGUCACAAACCUUCCGCUUCUCCAAAGCCCAGUGGAAUCAAACGCGGAUGCUCUGUGAUGUGCUCUCUACUGCACCGAGGAUGAUGAUGGUAGGAGUGUGGGGUUACACAAUGAUCUUCGACUUUAUCAUCCUCGUCGUCUGCGUGUACCAACUCAUAUCCCACGUCUCAAGCACGCUCGGCAAGGUUCUUCUGCGUGACGGAAUUGCCUACUUCUGCGCCGCCUUCGUCGCCAACCUCCUGCAGACCAUCUUCGCUGGCCUACAGCUCAACCCCGUCAUGAAUAUCAUGUUCCUUCCCUUCGCCCUCGUUGUCUCGGUAAUCGCCGCCACCACCGUCUUUCGGAACGUCUUUACCGCGUACGACGCCUUUUCGAACGACACGGGGCAUUCGGGAAAUUCGGGGCAUAGCAGCAGUCGUCACCACGAAGGCUCUGUACUCCGGACAGGCGCUCGGAUCUUGUUUAAACAUAAUACGACAAUAACAACGAAAGCAAUGUCGGAGAACGAGAUUUCGUUGGCCGGCUAUAGCCGCAAGAAGUCGGAUGUGGAGGCUGGGGCGGUGUCAGUGCGGAAGGAGGAUGAUGGCGAUGGCGAACAUCGUCCGGACACGGAAGUCAAUGGGACGCCGGAGAAGAGACAAAACCUGUAG